AUGGGCCGGAUCCCAUGCUGCGAGAAGGAGAAGGUGAAGCGCGGGGAGUGGACGGACGAGGAGGAGGACAAGCUGCUCUCCUACAUCAUGCAGUACGGCGCGCGCAACUGGCGCCUCAUCCCCAAGAACGCCGGGCUGCAGCGGUGCUGGAGGAGCUGCCGGCUGCGGUGGGCCAACUACCUGCGGCUCAAGCUCAAGCACGGCGAGAUCACUGACGCCGAGGAGCAGUCCAUCAUCAAGCUGCACUCCGUACUGAGCGACAGGUGGUCGGUGAUCGCGGCCCAGCUGCCGGGGCGGACGGUCUACGACGUCAAGAACCACUGGAACACCAAGCUCAAGAAGAAGCUGUCCGGGAUGGGGACACCCCGUGGGGCAGCGGCGUUGCAGGAGCAGCAGCACAACAGCAGUAGAGCGCGGCAUCUAUUUUUGUUUUUAACGAAAGCGCGGCCUCUAAUCUCCGACGUAACCGACGAGGUGCACGAGGUAGCACAUCCAGUGCAACAGCCUGAACUAAUGGGCAGACGCCUCUCUGACGUCUUAUCUUCAGUUUCGACAGUUUCGUCAGUGUUAGCAUCUGUUUCAGACUAAACUUCCUAGUAUUUGCUAGCUAUGUCAGUCAGUGUCACCGCGUGAUAUCUAUUUCAAUGCCAUCUACUAUCUGAGUGUGUGAACAAUAUA
Molecule: messenger RNA, 678 nt
Organism: Triticum dicoccoides
Lineage: Eukaryota; Viridiplantae; Streptophyta; Magnoliopsida; Poales; Poaceae
Product: transcription factor MYB80-like
Exons: 3
Coding region: 1-588 (195 amino acids)
Source: RefSeq, a predicted model, not a curated record